Chelonoidis abingdonii (Abingdon island giant tortoise) is the source of this 3258-nucleotide messenger RNA. NCBI's taxonomy places the organism in Eukaryota, Metazoa, Chordata, Testudines, Testudinidae. The record is from RefSeq and is a predicted model, not a curated record.
AUGUCGCUGACACCACCUCAACAAGUGAGGAGGCUGUGCCCCAGCUUACACAGGCGAGAACCCACAUAUGCCUGCUGCUCUACCCAGAUGGUGGCCCUGCAGUCGCUGGCAUCUCCCAGAUCACCACAUCCACUGCCAGCCCCGCCUUCGAGUGGGCAGCCGAAUGGGGUCUUGUUUGUGUGCUGUCUUCUCUUCUGCCUGCUGACCGUGCUCUUCGGGGCCUUCCUGGUGUGGGGCGCAUCUCCAGAUCCAAGCAGGCCAGCGGCAAGGGCGGCAGCGCCAGAGGGACAGAUGACACGCUCGGAGAGGCUCAGCCAGGCCACCACCGCGUCUUGGGGAAUGUUCAGGAGAUGGGGCACCUGGUUGGCUUCCCACCCAGUCUCGGUCAUCUUGAUCUCAGCUGUGGUGGUGUGAGGCUCUCCUGGUGGGAUGGUCUUUAUCUCAGACUCACCAGACCGUUUGGAGCUCUGGUCUCGCCCACAGCGGCCGGCCGAGAGAGAGUUCUAUGACCAGAACUUGUGGCACUUCUUCAGACCAACGGUGAUCCUCACAGCCAAGGGCGGCCCAAUUACACCUAUGUCCCUCCUACUAGGCAGGAAGAACUUCAGCGGGAUCCUCUCCAUGGCUGUCCUGCUGGACCUGCUGGACCUGCAGAGCGGCUGCAAGGAUCAGGCGUUGGUGAGAGAAGGACGGCAGGAUGUGACACUCAAGGAGUGUCUGUACGCCCCCCUGGACCCCAGCUCAUGCCGCACCAGCUGCUGCGGUCAACGGCUGCGCCAGUACUUCCAGAACACCACUCGCCUGGAGAUGACGGCCAGCCAGACACAGGGGGGCAGAUGGGCAUGGUGGAUGGAAAGCCACUUCCUCUGGGUCAAGUACUCGCCUCUCUCCUUCAAGGAUAUCACCAACCUGCAGCUGAGCUGCAUGGCCGACUACGGCGCACCCGUCUUCCCCUUCCUGGCCGUGGGUGGCUACACAGGUGAAGAUUAUUCGGAGGCCCAGGCACUGAUCCUUACCUUCUCGCUGAACAACUACCCGCGCAGUGACCUGCGCUACGCCUGGGUGCUGCUGUGGGAGCAGCGCUUCCUGCAGGUGGUGGGGGAGUUCCAGCAGACCCAUGCCCACACCUACACCAUCGCCUACAUGGCCGAGCGCUCCCUGGAAGACGAGAUUAACCGCACCACGGCCGAGGACAUCCCCAUCUUCGCCAUCAGCUACCUGGUGAUCUUCCUCUACAUCGCGCUGGCCCUGGGCGAGUACUCCAGCUGCAGGCGCAUCUUGGUGGACUCCAAGGUGACGCUGGGCCUGGGCGGGAUCCUGGUGGUGCUGGGCGCCGUGUUCUCCUCCAUGGGCUUCUACGCCUAUGUGGGGCUGCCCUCCUCCCUUGUCAUCAUCGAGGUGGUUCCCUUCCUCGUGCUGGCGGUGGGCGCUGACAACAUCUUCAUCUUUGUGCUGGAGUACCAGAGGUCAGUGCGGGAGCCGGGCGAGCGGCGCGAACAGCACAUCGGGCGGGUGCUAGGCACUGUGGCACCCAGCAUGCUCCUGUGCAGCUUCUCCGAGGCCACCUGCUUCUUCCUGGGCUCCCUGACGCGGAUGCCAGCGGUUCGCACCUUUGCUCUAAACGCCGCCCUGGCUGUGCUCUUUGACUUCCUGCUCCAGAUGUCCAUGUUCGUGGCGCUGGUCUCUCUUGAUGCCCGCAGGCAGGAGGCCGCCCGCCUCGACCUCUGCUGCUGCCACCGCCUGAGCAAGGCGGGGUGCCCAGCGCGGAGUGAGGGGCUGCUGCGCCCCUUCAUGCGGCUCAUCUAUACCCCCGUGCUGCUGAACUGUGCCGUCAGGGCCCUGGUGAUGCUGUUUUUCCUGUUCAUGUUCUGUGCUGGGAUCUACCUGGCGCUGCAGGUGCCCGUGGGGCUGGACCAGGAGCUGGCGAUGCCCAAGGACUCCUACAUGGUGCAAUACUUCCAGUACCUGAACCAAUAUUUCAUGGUGGGCCUGCCCACCUACUUCGUCACCACCGGCGGUUACAACUUCUCCACCGGUCCCGGCAUGAACGGCGUCUGCUCCAGUGCCGGCUGCGACAACAGCUCCCUGACCCAGAAGAUCCAGUAUGCCACAAGAUUCCCCAAUGUAUCCUACCUGGCCAUCCCUGCUUCGUCCUGGGUGGAUGACUUCAUUGACUGGCUCCACCCGCUGUCGAGAUGCUGCCGCAUCAGCUCCAGCGACAGCCAGUUCUGCCCAUCCACCAACACCACCGCCAGCUGCCCGCUCAGCUGUAUGAGGAACCUGAGUGAGGUCAUUCGCCCCUCGGUGGAGCAGUUCAACCACUUCCUGCCCUGGUUCCUGCACGACAUGCCCAACCUCAACUGCCCCAAGGGGGGGCUGGGAGCCUACGACACCGCUGUGAAGCUGGGCCCAGACGGUGAGAUCCAGGCCUCGCGGUUCAUGGCCUACCACACCCCCCUCACUAACUCCCAGGAAUACACAGCCGCGCUGCGGGCAGCACGGGCACUGGCGACCAACAUCACCAACUCCAUGCGGCGGGUGCCGGGCACCGACCCCAACUUCCGGGUCUUCCCUUAUACGGUCACCUACGUGUUCUACGAGCAGUACCUCACCAUUGUCAAUGAGGGGCUCUUCAACCUGGCGCUCUGCCUGGUGCCCACCUUCGCCGUCUGCUGCGUGCUGCUGGGCAUGGACCUGCGCUCGGGCCUCAUCAACCUGCUCACCAUCCUCAUGAUCCUGGUGGACACUGUGGGCGCCAUGACGCUCUGGGACAUCAGCUACAAUGCCAUCUCCCUCAUCAAUCUGGUGACGGCUGUGGGCAUCUCGGUGGAGUUCGUGUCCCACCUGACCCGGGCCUUUGCUGUCAGCACCCAGCCCACUCGGCUGGAGAGGGCCAAGGAGGCCACCAUCAACAUGGGCAGCGCGGUCUUUGCAGGCGUGGCCAUGACCAACCUGCCGGGCAUCGUGGUGCUGGCAUUCGCCAAGGCCCAGCUCAUCCAGAUCUUCUUCUUCCGCCUGAACCUGCUUAUCACGCUGCUGGGCCUGCUGCACGGCCUGGUCUUCCUGCCUGUGCUGCUCAGCUACUUCGGGCCCAGCUCCAGCCCCGCUGCAGCCCUGGCUGAGGCCCCGCAGCUGGAGCCGGAGAAGAGGAGCCCUGAGGGUAGUCUGACCACGAGGAACCCCAGCUUCCAGGACAAGGAAGAGCAGAGCAAGGGCCGGGGGCCCGGAGACCCCCCCAUGGCCUCCCACCGCCUCUGA